CGGUUGGAACCUAUGACGUCUUGUAGUUGUCUGAAGAUCCUUCAAUCACUAUGUCAAGCGACGCAGAUGUUUCUCUUUCUUCAUAUGAUGAAGAUCACGGAUCUAAACUUAUCCGAAAAGCUAGAGAGGCACCAUUUGUCCCCACUGGAAUGGCAGGUUUUGCAACAAUCGUUGCAUAUAGAUUAUAUAAAUUGAAGAGCAGGGGAAAUACUAAAAUGUCUGUUCACCUGAUCCACAUGUGCAUGGCAGCCCAAGGCUUUGUUGUGGGAACAAUGACUCUUGGUAUGGGCUAUUCCAUGUAUCGAGAAUUCUGGGCAAAACCUAAACCUUAGAAGAGGAGACGUUGUCUUGGUCUCAUUGGUGGUGCUUGCUUUAGUUAGACAUCUCAUAUUGAGGUUAUAUGUUUAUGUUGAAAAUAAAUUCUUUGGGUCGGACAAUAACAUGGUAAUUUGAAUACUGGCUUCCUUUCUUGCAGGCUUGAUUUGCCUGGUGACCAGUUUACUGGUGAUUAGUUCACUAGCUAGGUCAUUCAGGAGAGUCAGAUUAGCACAAAAACAUGUCAUUUUAAAAUGCACUUGAUAGUGGUACAAUGUCCACCUUCUUAAACUCUUCUGAUGAAAUUAGUUGUAAAGAGGACAACAUGCCAAUCCUGAUAAUGCUCCCAGUUGCUGCAGAAUAUCAUAUGCUUUUGAUGUAAUAUAGGAAUCCUAUUUACCCCAGUUAAUUUAACUCUUUCUGACUGCCUUGUGGACUGAGUACUGUUUUAAGGGCUGGUUGGCUCUUGAGGAACCCUUUCAGAACAGUGCACAGAAUACAACAUUAUAAACCUCCUGGCAACUAUAUGUGUGUUUUUAAGCCAAACCUAAAAAGCUGGUAAGAGAGCUGCUUUGAAGUAGUAUUUAUUUCAGAAUCAUAGUUGUAAACAUGAGAAUAACUUAACUGUAGAUCCCCAUUUAGCUCUUUUGUAAUUGCAGAAUUAUAUUUUGCUGCUGUUAUAUUAGAAUAAUUUUUGUGUCAUUUUGAAAUAGAAAUAUGAAUUUUAAGUGCCAAUGCAAGGGUAAAUGAAAAACACUUUUUAAAUGUGUGCACUAUGUUUAUUUUCUCUGUAAGAAUCAUAAAUGUUAAACUAAAUAAAUUGCCUAUAAUGUAAGUGAUUUAUGAGCAAGCUGGUUUGGUCAGACAUUAUACAAACUUUGGUAUACUACAGAAUGCUUUGUUGUACUUGUGAAAUUCUCUUGUCUAACCUGAAUUUACAUUCCAUGAUGAUAACAUGGUAAAUGCAGUGUUAUUAAAGUAAGUGAACACAUCAAAAAA
Lipotes vexillifer (Yangtze River dolphin) is the source of this 1314-nucleotide messenger RNA. The record is from RefSeq and is a predicted model, not a curated record. Lineage: Eukaryota; Metazoa; Chordata; Mammalia; Artiodactyla; Lipotidae.